AAGAGACUCAGGGAGUACAUGAGCCGGUGUUUAUGCAUCGUUCCGGAAGCCUCAGCACAGUGAUAUUCGGAAUCGUGACUUGAUCACAGCCGCGAUCACGCGCUCGUCACGCAACUUGUGACACUCAAACUUGCGCGAAUCACUCAGUCCCAAUAGCUUGCAUGGAGCGACUACGAAACAUCGCGGACGCAUUGAUUUACGGUGUCGAUGAGGUUGAGAUAGAAGAUGUUCCCGAAAUAUGCGAUGAAGACAAAACCGGCCUAGCAGGAUCCUCACGGCCUUCCUUGUAUGUUCAAGUCAUCGAGCGCGCUAUCAACAACAUAAGGGACAGCAAAGAGUCAGCUCUGUUUUCCGAGGAGGAGUGGAGCUUCUUGGAUACAGUUGCAGGGCUUGAAUACAAUGCACGAUUCGUCCUCAUACGCUUGCUCUUCCGUACGCAAGACCGAUGGUUCAGACUCUCAGACCUCAGGAAGUAUGUCAGUGAGAUCGGGCCCAAUGGUGCCAAGAACGCCAUUGAGCAGUUGUGUAAACCCUUGCGCUCCGGCAAGCCUAGUGAAGUCAUCGACUUGACGCUCGACUCAGACGAAGACGAGGAUACGAAACCUUUGGCGGGACCAUCGACUACCGCGAUGCGCGGUGGGGCCUUUGGACGAGAGGAGGAUGUCUGUCUGGACUACUUCUGUCAGGACGAGAGUGAUAUGUCUACCGGCGAUGGAUUGCGGCUGCUCAACGUGGAUGAGCUGAAGGAUCUGUGUAAUUCACUUGGGAUCAAACAUGCUCAGAUGAAGAAAGAUCAUAUGAUAUUUGCCCUCAACAGCCAUGCUUCAUCUCAAUCGGUGUUAGCAUUCAAGUCUAAUGCUGGAUCGUCAAAGUCCAAAUCUUCAAACACGAAGCUGCGACAAAGUACAUUGCCUUUCGCAAACCGACUGCAGACUACGCGCCUCAGAGAGUUGAUGUUGAAGAAGAUAGGCAAAGCUGUGCAGCUCAAUCCUUACAUACACACCCUGUUGCUACGCUUGCAUGUCAUCUGGUUCCGGAGUACCGAGUUUCCAGAGUCUCUGUUUCAACCCGCUCUCUUUGCUGGAUUCAAGAAGAGGACAUAUGCCGAGUACGAGCACAAGCGACACACUGACAUUUGGGCAACUCGGGAGAUUACCUGGAAUACGAAGAUGCAAUCCGUCUCGAGGCAAUCAUCGAAGAACUUUUGCGGCCUGAAGCUCAAUUCGGUCGAUCACGGACCCGUCACAGCACCUGCAAGAGCAGGGGGUGUCGGUUUGUUAGACGCAGAUGAAGACGACGAAGACGACGAUGCCGUUGUCACGAAUAAAGCGAGGCAGGUCAAGGCUAUCCUUGAUUCCCACGUCAUCGACAAAUGGAAAGCGCUGGUCAUCGCUGAGGACACGAGAACUAGUGCUCGGCGGCCAGGGCUAGAGCGCUUUGAACCCGGUUUCGUCUACACGCGAUGUCUUCGCAAAUGUCUGGAAGCGCUCGCUACUCUCAAGGAAUUUGGCGUCGAGAAAGAUAUGCUGGAUCUGUUGUUGAGCCAAACGUUCUGGCGCCGAGGGAGCCGGGGUCGAUGGUAUGAUCGCAGGGCCCUGGUUCAGAUGACCUAUCUCCACAAGAACUUUGAUAAAACUCUCAACCUCGAUGUCCUCAGGGAAGCGAGACAAGGCGUGAUCCUGGGUCUGGCCGAUAAGGAUACAGCCAUCGUGUGUCGGCCACCGCUUAUUCGGCGUAUUGAUCGGCUCGAAAAGUCGCUGAAAAUUCCAGCAGAGCUCAAGACCCAAUACGAUCCUGCGGCUCUCAACAAACCCACAGAAAUCUACGUGACAGCUAUACGAUUCUGGGGGGAGCCUGAAACGGAGCUCCUCAAGGAAAACAAGCAACCUAACAAGAUCGUCAAGUACCUCGCCAGGGAACAGCAGGGGUCAUCUGGGGGCGAAAAACUCACGAAACAGCGACCGUCUUGGACUGGAAAGUCUCUCUGGCAGGGCAGAGACGGAGUCGUCAACGUUGAAACAUGUGCACUGGAGGAUUAUGAACUCCGGGGCUACAAGGGCUUUCACUCAGAGACUCAAGUUUUGACCACUGUCUUUGGGCUUCUCUUCUGGGAUGUUCUCUUCGCUCCCGUUCCCGGGGCUUUCGAAACCCCAUGGCAGAUGGGCCCGUUGGACAUCGCAGAGGACUCAUUUUACCAUGCCCGUCAGCAGCUAAUCGAUCUCCGGUUGGAUGACAUCAGGAACGGCAAGGCUCGUAGCAUCCUCGAGGAGGUGGACAUCCGGCAUCGAGAAAAUAAGACCUGCUGCGUGGGAGUCGGUUGGGAAAUGUGCAGUCGGGAAGAUCUGGUUGAAAUCGUUGAGUGUCUCGGUGGUGAGGUCUUAGCGCUCAUCUGCAAGCUCUUCUGCGAAGACUACGGCGGCCGGAGCAGUGGUGUUCCUGAUCUCAUCGUGUGGAAUGCUGAAGAGAAGGAGUGUAUGUUCGUGGAGGUCAAAGGCCCAGGAGACACAUUACAAGAGAAUCAGAAGGUACUCUGGUCCGACGUUCUGAUCACUGCGGGAUGCCGUGUGGAGCUUUGCCAUGUUCUCGAGCCCGAAUCACUCCAAAAGAGAGAAGACAAAGCCAAGGCCAAGAUCGAGAAGGCCGCUGCUGCGAUCAAGAAACGGCGCUCAUCCAAUUGUGAAGAUGAAGAGAAUUCAGUCGAAAAAACAAUGGAACCUCGACCCCUUCGCAAGAGACGGAAGUCCACCUAACGCUGUCUUCUCUCCCCUCGAUGUUGUUCAUUAUAUAUUGUAAUUUUGUUGUAAUCUAGGGUGAUGGUGAUGCAGGUUGUUUCUUCUGCUUCUCUGCU
Molecule: messenger RNA, 2848 nt
Organism: Mycena citricolor
Lineage: Eukaryota; Fungi; Basidiomycota; Agaricomycetes; Agaricales; Mycenaceae
Source: the annotation of a GenBank genome assembly